AUGGCGUUGCAGCACAAUCUCUGUCCUGGAUGGGCGGGCGGAAAGAGAAGCAAGCGGGCCUAUGAGCUGCUCUCGCCUCGCGAAGACCCAGUGUAUGAUCAAAUCGACGACCAACUCGACAAUGAACCAAACAUCGGAGAUGCAGUCUGGCCCGGUUAUGAGUUGUUUGCCCUCGGCAAUGAUGCAUCUCCAGACAACCAGCGGUCAUUUCGACCCGUGUCUGGCAUUGAGAUGCGCCGACCGCAGACCCAGCAUUUUGGAGAUGAAAGUGCUCUCGAAUAUACUGACUGGGGUAAUCCCGACAGUAUAUUCGACGGGCUCGCCUUCGACAUUCCGCAGCCGGGGGCCUUGAGUGAGAUCCUUCCACUUCUCAACCCGUCUCUGCCCCCUGGUGCGCCUUCCAUCAUACCCGCCGGCCAACCGAACCCGUUCCUCGACAAGUCACUAGAGCGGUACCAGUUCAAAGGCAGACUUUCUUUCAAGAUUCCAGAGAGCGGUGAGGUCAACGGCUACAUCAAGUUCCGCCUUUGUCGCACUGAGGACCAUGCAGACACGAGAGGGCAAAAGACGACAUUCUACCCAGCGACAAGGGGAAAACGCGGUCGGACGACGAAACUCGCUGCUUAUGAUGCUCGGCUGCUCUCCUUCUAUAAGAAUGUGUUUUGUGCCGGACGCACUCUGCUCACCACGAGCAAUUUCUGGGUCACUCAGCUGCUUGGCAUCGCUGACGGCAAUGAAUGCGUCAACAGAAUUCUCUUAGCCUUCACUGCAGCGUACAUCCUCGAUUAUCAACCCACCAACGAGAUGCUGCGAAGGCGUGCCAAUUCCCAUUACAAGAGGGCUGCAAAUCUGCUGGGCGUCGCUCUACAGCAGCAUGCGACACGACAAGUUGGCAAGGAAGAGGCCGCUGUCGCGGCACUCUUGUUUCUUGUCUGUGAUGAUAUCGUGCACUGGGAGACGCAAAGGAGAGGUGACUGCAACCCGAAGUGGCUACAGGGGAUUCGCAUGGCAACAUCGAUUUUGGAUAAUACAGAUCCCGGAUAUCGAUAUUGGAAGGCGAGUAACGUUCAGUCCGGCGCCGCACGCAUCGCCCUUGCGAACAGGGUUGCCUUUGUCGAGAUUCUCACUCUGCCUGUCUCGCCACUGGCGGUGAACCGCCAAGCGCGCCUGAACGGUUGGCUGGUCGAGGGCGACAAGAGGGAAACGUACAAGAUAUUUGGCGAUAUCGCAACUCUGCGCGCGGGCGGUCGAGGCAAGUUGGAAGCAACACGCGCUCUCAACGAGGCCCUUGGUCUGACAGUACAGGACCCCAACUCGCAAGUCUACCUCGAGGCAGCCAAGGUAAUACACGAGAGGCUCGGGCGACUUCGCCAGUGGUCAGAGAUCUCAGACGGCUACCAAUCUGCUGAGGAGCUGUUUGACUCGUGCACGUUGGAUUCCAGCAGCCAUGUGCAGACCGUGGCCAAAGUUACCGAGCUAACGGCGGAAGCCUGGAGAACGGCUGCGCAAAUCUACCUCGUGUGUCGAUUUUUCCGGUAA
Cordyceps militaris CM01 is the source of this 1539-nucleotide messenger RNA. RefSeq lists its product as uncharacterized. Bases 1 to 1539 code for a protein of 512 amino acids. The transcript is spliced from 6 exons. The record is from RefSeq and is a predicted model, not a curated record. Lineage: Eukaryota; Fungi; Ascomycota; Sordariomycetes; Hypocreales; Cordycipitaceae.